AUGGAGGCACGAAAGCAAUCGGAAGAUCUGAGGCGAAAUUCAAGAAAGCAACAACGGCCGCAACAAGAGGCGAUGGGAAAGAAGUAUCAACUAGUUGACGAAGAAUCAAAAGUUGACAUAGAAGAAGAACAAACUCAUGAAGAUGCAGCGAUGGUUCGCGUUGAUGCUGAAAAUGAACUUGAAGCCGCCGACGAUGAAUCUGAUGGAAUUCCGUCCGAUGUUGGUGAACUAGAUGAGAAGCACUGUCCUUCAUGCCGUAAAAGUUACGGUACGAAUCGUGUAUUAAGAAAUGAUCCGAACAUGGACUCUAUUAUUGAAGUGGUGAUUGGAGAUAUCGGGAAAUAUGAUAGAGAGGUCCUUAACAAUAAUGCAGAAGAAGUACACCAACGACAGCCGGUUAAUGUAACUGAAGUCCUUAAUGAUAUAGGCAAUACUUCUACUGGUAGAUCUGUAAAAAGGUCAUCUAAUGGACAACAAAAUGCUCAUGCAAGAAAAAGAACCCACAGAUCAAGAACCCUAAAACGUUAUGCAAACCAAAAUGAGAUUGACCAUGAUCCAGUUAUCCAGAAUGAGCAUCAACAGGACCAAGUGAACAAAAAUGAGACCAACUGUAACGAGGGUGAUGAAAAGAAAGAGGAUAAUGAGAUUAUGGAAGAGAUCAAACAACUGAAGUCCAAAAAAUUGAAAAGAUUUUCUCAAGAUUCUUCUACAGACACCGAUAUUGAAUAUGGCGAACGGAAUAUUUCUGGUGGGGUGGUGUCGAAUACUGAAACUCCGUCAUCGGGUGGUGCUGCAGCCAGGUUUCAUCGAAGUCUGAGUGGUGCUAGGAGAAUCAGGAAUACCCGUCUCACAAAACUAGCCAAACAUCUCCGUCUUCGCGAACAAAAGAAGAAGAAAAAUGAUCAGGUAUUAUCUUUCAAGAUUUAA
Messenger RNA from Cynara cardunculus var. scolymus (artichoke), 927 nucleotides. Its product is annotated as putative E3 ubiquitin-protein ligase RING1a. Lineage: Eukaryota; Viridiplantae; Streptophyta; Magnoliopsida; Asterales; Asteraceae. The coding region runs from base 1 to 927 and encodes 308 amino acids. The transcript is spliced from 4 exons. The record is from RefSeq and is a predicted model, not a curated record.